UCCAGCUUAGAUUUUGAAGAAUGCGCCCAUAAGUUGAUUAAAAUGGAUUUUCCGGAUAGCCAAACUGUAAGUCUUAGUAUUUAUUUAAAUACUGUCCACUAUAUAUUAUGCUUAUGUGAUUGUUUGUUACUCAAAUUCUGUUUUGGAUUUCUUUUAAGUCUUGUAGCCAGUGGACAUCUAAACCAAUGUCUGAAUAAGAAAGCUGCAUGCAACCAGAGUUUGCCUCUUUUUUUGUUUAUUUUUUAACAAUAUUUUUUUAUCAGGUUUUAUAUAACAAAGUACAAAGAAAUAGAUUCAAAUUGAAUAGUAAGAGUUGAAGUCAAUGGCAAUCGUGUUACAUGGCUUCUCCAUUUUGGCUUUAUUUUUGUUAAUUAAAUCCUGACACAGUGUAUUAUGUCAUGUGUUGUUGGAGGUUGUAUUUACCUAAUUUUUACACCACCUAAGGAGCAAAUGAUUGUAAUUAUGUCCUGAUAUGUAAACACAUAGAACUGAAAGAGAGUGUUCUAUCUUUUUCCCAUAAUUCAACAGCACCAAAAUAAGCGAGGUAAUAUUCUCAAAGGACAGUGUGAACUACAACAAGCCCUAAUAGUUCUAAUAUUUAGAGUGCCCCUUUAAACUUUUAGCAUGCCCCAUAAAUAUUUGUAAAGAGAGGUUUUUGUUUUUGUUCUUGUAUUUUCGGAAUAUAACUUGCUGUUCCAGACAUUUUAGGUACGUUAAAGGGAUUCUAUAGUGUAAGGUUUAUAAAUCUGUAUUCCUUACACUAUAGUUCCCUCGUGCCCCUCUCCAUCCCCCAGCAUUGGGGGGGGGGCGGCAUUAAUGCGAGUGCCGCAAGCUCAUUAUGCUUUCCCCACAGGAAAGCAUUACAUCACUGCUUUCUAUGGGGAUUUUGCUGACGCUGGAUGACCGAAGUCCAGUGUCAGGUGACAAAAAGUCACCUAGCCACCAGGAAGUGCCUCUGGAGGUCUGAUUGACAGCCACUAGUGGCAGUGUUAGUCCUGCAAUGUAAUCAUUGCAGUUUGUCAACAACUGUAAUGUUUUACAUUGCAGGAUUAUGGGGGCCCUGCCUCCAAUCCGCCUCCUUGAUGAUAUCUUCAGCAUUGACGAUUUUUAGCCAAUCUAAUGCUUUCCCACAGGGAAAGUAUUGGUUUGGCUAAAAUCGACAAGGAUGCAGGAUGGGGACAGGGCCAAACGCCGUUUUGGCCAAUCAGCACUUCUUCAUAGAGAUACAUUGAAUCAAUGCAUCUCCGUGAGGAAAAUUCAGCGUCCUCAUGCAGCGUGUGGAGACGCUGAACGGCAGUGCUGCCUAUUGUGCAGCAUUGCCCCAGGAAGCAUCUCAGUAGCCAUCUGAGGAGUGGCCACUUGGAGGUGUCCCUAAAAGCAAUGUAAACACUGCCUUUUCGCUCUUAAAAAAAAAAAAAAGGGCAUUGUUUACAUUAAAUUGCCUGAAGGCAAUGAUUAUACUCACCAGAACAACUACAUUAACAUGUAGUUGUUCUGGUGACUAUAGUGUCCCUUUAAUAAUGAAAUGUAGAGAUUCUUUCUGUAAAUCUAAUAGUCUUCAAUCAUAUUAGUAUUAGUGAACAGUAUCUUCUUAAAAAGCUGGAAUAAAUGUGUUCUGGAUCAGGAUUAUAGGUGGGAGAAUUGUGGAACAGCAACUCUAGAUGACCAGCAGCAAGAUACAUUUUUGCACAUCUAUGCCUUGAUCAUUCUGACUGCUAUAUAAAAUGUUGACAGUAAAACAUAUCCAGAAUAUAUGGGUUAAGGUGUAUUUUGCAUUGUUGUAGUUUCCGCACUGGAAACAGUAUUUGCCUAUGGUAGUGAAACACUAAAUUUAAAGUAGGUCACACAGUUAUGAAUGAAUAUAUGUAUAUAAAAUUCAUAAUGCAGAAGUAAAACUUCAGCGAUAGAAAUACAGCAAGAGUUGACCGUCUCUCUCAAGUGAAUAAUGCCCAGUAGAACUUUAUAAAUGAAAAUAAUCAUUUAGCAAAAAAGAGAUUGGAGUAACUCUUUUAGCAGGACUCAGAAUUUCCACUAGCUAUCACCAAGCCUAUAUUUUAGCCUUGGUGCGUGUGUCCUGGACCGAUCAGGUUUGCGGUGGCUUGUUUUAAGGCCUUGGCUAGAAGUGUAAGGUUUGAAAUUGAAUGCCUUGUAUUAUGGGUUAACACAUUGUAUUUUAACAGAAAACAUAACCUAAUUAUAUAGGAGCAAUAGUUUACAUGGUAUUGAAUUACCCUAAUUGUAUUCCUUUGAUAACAGAAAGUGUAGUGUGUAUUAUUCUUAACUCUUUGCUAAUAUGUUAAUAAUCGUUUCCACAUUUUCUCACGUGCUUUCCAUGUACAUUGUCCCUACAUAUGAAUCAUUUAGCAUCCAAGUGUAUAUCAUCAGCCAUUCUCUGGCAGUAGAUAUUUUAUAUAAGUAGUUGAAAAAGAAAGUGCAGAUAUACAUUUACAAAAAUAUUAGUACAGAAGAACUAGAUAAUUUAAGAAUUUAUUGAGACUUAUUGACUCAUAACAAAAUGAAAAGAUUAAACUUUUUCUAUAAAUUAGAAAAAAAUGACAGAAAAAGUGGCAAUGGGAGUCCGACCUGAGAAUACAGAUAUGGGUUGUAUGCCUAGUCGUUCCGACUGUCUCAGAUACUGGAUGUGAAGUUGUGGGUAAAAACCCCGGUAUAUUUGUAGGUCUUUUGGAGCUAGAGAAAAAUGUUGUGGGCUGGAUGCCCGCGAAGUCAGUCGAUGGGUUCACAUAAAGAUGUUUGGAUACGUGAUGAAUAUUUCUUUGGAAUAAAGAAACAAAAUGAAAAACAUGCUAAACUAUGGUUAAUUCUCAUUAGAGUAAACCGAGUGACCAUUUACUCAUAGUCACAAUUAACUUUGGUAUUUAAGUUUCAUUAAAACACUAACUUCUUGCCAGUUUUGUCUGUCCCAAAGCGAUGACUCAGUGUGGAAUGUACAGUGCUGAAAGUAAGAAAUACUCAUUCUACAUAUCUAGAUAUAUAUUUUAAUAUUUAAUCCUUUCACAUUUCCUUCUCACACCUUUUCAUGUAAUCUAUAUUUUAGCAACUCCUCCCAUCAACUGAGAAAUUACACAGCCAAAAUGCAGUGUUUUGGUGGUGUACUAGCAGUUCAUAUAUUUAAUGGAAAAAAAUGAAUUUUUACAUUUGUGAUCACCUCUGUCUUAAAUACUGAUUUAUGCUAUUACAUGUAAUGCAAGUCACGUAAUGUCUGGGUGAAGUGGUUAUUUGCAUUUUUAUAGUUCUAAUAGACCAUAUUUCACUAGCCAUACGUGAAACCUGAUUAAUUUUGUGCUAUAAGCUUAAAUAUAGAACACUCAGCACAAAUUUAGUUUAAUAAGAUUAGUUCAAAUUAUGCUUCUUAUUUUAUUUAAAUUAAGUAUCGUUAGCAAUGAGGGCAGCUUUCUUGUAAUCUGUCUUCACCAGAUAUGUUUAAAUUGUAAUCUUUCAUUUUUAUCUAUAGUUCACUAUAAUAUUUUGCGAACCUUGUUAUUCUGUUACUCUAUCUGAACAGCGUUUAUAACUUUGAAUAGUAUGAAGGGAUUAUUCCACAGGAAACUAAUUAUCAUCUAAAUCUUCAUAAUCCUCAUUCACACUAACAUGUCCGCUAAAAGAUCUGUUUUGAAGCUGGAAUUUUUUUUUUUUAAAUUUAUUUUAUUUUUAAAUCAUCUUUCAUAUUUAAUUAUGUUUUAGAACAUGUUUUUUCAGAGAUUGGUUUCCUCGGAUGCCGUAGUGACGUAGUAUUAGAUCACAUCUGAAGAAUUUAUUUUUAGUAAGAUUUCCAAAGUAAAAACACUUCAAGGAAAAUAUUUUAAAUGUUAAGGCAUUACUUACCUAGCCCAUAUUUUGUGUAAUGUCUGUUUUUGUGUAACAAGCUAGACAAGCAAUACUCUCAUAUACACCAGAAGAAAGGAAGAUGAGUAAGACGCAUAACUCUUGAUUUAUUACAUUGUUUACACAUUAUUUUUAUUUUAUUUAUACAUUAGAAAAAAUAUUUAUUUUGUUCCGCAGCUAUUCCAGAACGGAGUCUUUUUGUUCUCCGACAUCUUUUUUUUUUUCCUGCCAGCUGAUUUGCAUCUAUCACUGCAUGCUCUGACAUACAGUUGUUUAUUAGCUAUUUUAAAGUGAGUCCCAGCAAACCUAACAAAGUUACGUGUUCAAAAUAUCCCAAAGGCAAAAUAAAAGCCACAACUAUAUUUUAAUGAUUAAGUUCCACCAAGACAUGUAUUUUUUAGAUGUAUAUUUGCUUUUGGUAUAUCUAUUUUUUGAUUUUGGUAUAUCUAAUUUUUUUUUUAAAGGGACACUGCUGGCACUGUAAUUGCUUUAUCUCAUUGAAAUGGCUACAGUGUCUGGAGUCCCAUGUAUCCAUCCUUCCGUUCAUUCAGUGUUAAAUGUUUAUGAAGAAGCAUUAACCUGAGCAGCAAUGGGUGGCUCUGAUUGGCUAUGAGUGUCAGUUGACCCCUUUCUGCCUAUCACAGUGGCCACUUCAGGUAUGAAUUGGUAUGUCUAGAAGGAAGUGUGUAAUCUCUGCCUUACCUCCAGUGGGAAGUGGGGUUAGGGGAAUCCAGGGACCCACAUGCACUUUUAAACUGCUUGCAUUUAGUUUAACACCCAAUGGAGGAUGUGGACUCCAAGCACUAUAACCAAUUUAAUGAGAUAAAAUGGUUAUUGUGCUUACAGUGUCACUUAACCUUUUGCAUCUUUCAGUGUACAAUCAAUGCUAGGUUGAAAACCUAUUUAAAAAUUGCUUUCUGUACCAGAGACAGACUUAGCAUUUUUUGUUCCGUUUUUUCUUAAGAACCCAUGACUUCCAAGGAUCAUUGACUGAUACUACUAUGUAUGCAUGGCAAUAUCAAUAGUAACAAACUGUGGUUUGCAAAGUUUCCAUAAAAUAAUUGUUGUUUUCAUAUCAUAAUUCUCUCAGGUAUUGUGGGCUUUCAUGGAUCAUGCUUCUUUUUAUGUGGAAAAGAUUCCAGCUGGUCUUGUCUGCUUGUUGUGUACAUCCAUAGCAAACUUCAUUAAAUUAACUUGCCUACAUACGCUAGUGCUACCUCAGAGACUUGCGCUUUACGAUGACAAUGUAUUCUUUAUUUCAGGCACUCAGUGAGACAGAAUAGUCAAAAAUUGUAACCCUGCGAUAGUGCAGCUAAUUGUUUUCUAUCGGAUUAUGUGAGUUAUAGAGCUGUAAUUCAUAUAGAAAUCAUUGCUACUGUGUGUGUGUGUUCAUUCAACGGUAAGAAUACAGAAUGAAUCAUAUCCUUAUGCAUUGUGUGUGUUGGCUCAGGACAUACUUGAAAACCAGAGGAAUAUCAAUGUAUCCGUCCUGGUUAAAUACUUUAUAAAUAAAUUAUACGCCUUGCAAAAAGUGCCACAGAAGAACCUUUUCCUUUUUUUUUUUUGGUGGGAUAAAGAUUGUUCCUUCUUACAGGACGUUGUUUUUCUAUGUGCUCUUUCUUGAAGACUGGACUUGGGCAUCCAUUUAAAACUUUCUUUGGAACCACAAUCUUCAUAUUUGUCUGUUCUUUACUCAUUACAUUUGCCGUGCAAUAGAUUUCCUUGACUUGACACUGUUCUCUUGUCGAUGAUCUUAAAUAUCCCUCUUAACUGCCUAAUAUUUUUCUGCUUGACACUUUUCAUUUCAUACAACUGUUUCAGCAGAUAAAGGCAUCCACUUUUAAUCCAGUAUGAAUCUCACAAGUGAGGCACAAAUUGCCCAUUAAAAGGCUGAGAUAGAGGAUACUUUUAACCUGCUCUUUAGUGCUUGCAACAAAAAUAAAAUGGCUUUAUAUCUUGCUUCGUCCUUUUAUGAUUGAUUUUUAAAUUACCUUUGGUUAGCGCAUACUAAAUGUGUUUAGAUGCUUAGAUUUAAAUAUGUGUAGUUGUCAAUUAAUAUUGUUUUUUUUUUUUUUUAAAUACACCCUUAUAGGCUAAGAAAACUUGCUUAAAGUACAUUACCAUGUAAAGUAAAUGUUAUUUGCCUGUAUAUGAUGUUAUUUUAUAGAUUCUCUGUUUUCCUUCAGUUGACAGUUUGGUUUGCUGAAUCUAGCUAUACACUGUUGCGAAAACAGUAUUGUUCCUGUAGAAAUGUUAACCCUGUCUCACUAUUAUUCCUGAUAUAAUAAAUAGCAAAGUACAUAACUAUGGCCUUGGACACGGCAAGGGUACAUUCUUUGCGUGUCAAAUAUCCAGUGAGUUUCAAAUAUAUUAAAUGUGAUUAGGCAAUUAAAGGAAAAUACCAUAUAUCUUUUAAACCACUGGUUUUCAAAUACAUUAAGACAUAUUUAGCUGAUGCUUCAGUAAUCCUCCUGGGAGAGAUCUUCUUUUUUUAGGUCAUAAUGCAAAUUGAACAAAGAUCUCCAACACAUCUGAAGUGUAUCAUCAUAGAUAUUUAAAAUUUUACAAGAUCCCUGCUGGGAUUAUCAAAUAGCCUUGUAAGCUAUGCUUCGCUCUCACCGACAUUUUUUUUUUUUUUUUCUGAUAUAGUUCUGUUAACCUAUUUCUUUAAUUCUUUACUCAGUUUGCAAAGAUAUAUGAAGGAUUCUACUCUAUAGUUCAGCAUACUAUAGUUCAGCAGGCAUGUGUUUGUGGUUUGGUCGUUCUAUAUUGGUAUAAAAGAUUGCUAGUUAUUGUUUGCAAGGUAUUUUCAGAAGUGUGUUGGCUAAAUGCCCCAGUUUGUCUUGAGAAAUGCUUGCUAUUAAUAUUCAGUGAACUGCUCAUUUAUGUAUUUAUUUUAGUACAAUAUACCCCCCUUCCUUCUCCUUUCUCUAUAUUCUGUUCUACAACAUCUCCCCUAUCUCCCAAGAUCCCUACACUAUACUACUGGAUAUGAUUAAAUCAAAACAGAUCUCAGAAUGUACUAUAGAGGGAAAAAAUAUACUACCUGCAACAUUUAACAUGACCCUAUAACUAUUCACCUCACUCCCAUUUCACAAUUGUUGUAUUCAUAUCACCAUACUUGUGAUUGAGUUGCACCAAUCUAAGCCACAGCGCUGGGAGAACUGACACUUAUUGGAGACCUCUUUACAUAUCUGUUAUAAUGUCAACAAAAUGUUGAAUGCCAGAUCGUGCGGGUCCGUGACUCCAGAUAUGAUAAAGCCCUCAAAAUGCCGACGUGUGAAGCGGUAUCCAUUGUACCAGUUGCCGGCACCACUUGAGCGGGCACGGCUUAGCCUUGGGUCUUCGGACACAACAGAGGUGGUGGUGGGGACCCCGACCCUGGUGAGUGGCUCUGUCAUACGGCCCACCCCAAAGCCUGGAAGCCCACGGCAUCUCUCCAUAAUGCCGGACUGUGUUCUGCCCCAUGAGGGCAUAGGUUGAGCUGAGCUGUAUAGUUGAACUCUUUGGACCAAUUAUUAUUUUAAACUCUUUAACAUGUUACACUGCGCUCUAUUUAACUAAUAGCCUGUUUGUUCACCUCAUGCUUUACUACAAACACAGAUAAGCCUAACACAUACCUUUGAGAAAGUUACCAAAAAAUUUUUUGCAAUCAAAGGACCUCUAUAGGCACCCAGACCACUUCAGCUCAGUGAGGUGGUCUGAGUGCCAGGUCCCCCUAGUUUUAACCCUGCAGCAGUUUCAGAGAAACUGCCAUGUUUACAUUGCGGGGUUAAUCCAGCCUCUAGUGGCUGUCUGCCUGACCGCCACUAGAGGCCGCUUCCGCGAUUCUCAGUUGGAUAAUCGCAUUGAACUCUAGCAGCGUUAGUUCAGAUCCCUAUAGGAAAACAUUGAGUAAUGCUUUCCUAUGGGCAGUUUUGGUGCGCGCACGGCUCUGACCGCACGUGCGCAUUCAGCUCCACUCGGGAGCUGACAUCAGCAGGAGGUCACCGGCGCAGAGGGAGCCCAAGCACUGGAUUAAGGUAAGUGGCUGAAGGGGUAUUGACCCCUUCAGCCCAGCGGGAGAGGGACCUCGAGAUAGGGGGGACCUAAUAACCCUAUAGUGCCAGGUUUUGUUUUCCUGGCACUAUAGUGCUCCUUUAACUCCUGAAGAUUUCAUUUAAGACUGAAUUAUAAAAUGCUGGAUUUCUGUUUUUCAUACAGAACCUGCUUACGAUGAUCUUUUAUGAAAUUCUGUAGUUCCACAUAAUUUAGUUUAUACAAGUUUUAUUGUUUUACCUCCCAUUGGGUUGUGUUUUUUUUGUAUGUGCAAAAUGACCACUUUCUGUAUGUGCCUGAAAAGGAUGGAAUAUUUGUUAACUUUUGAGAAAACUGUGCAAACUUCUUACAGACCUGAAGCUGAUGAGGUUGGCAAUCCAUUGUUAUAAAAUAGAUUUUCACUGGUAAAUGAUGUUAAUCUAAUUUCAACAGCUGAACUAUAGCUAUACAUCUGGUUUAUGUUACCAUUAAGACAGCCUUUGACUCUACUUUUAAACCCUCUCUGACAUUUGUGAGUGAGUGGAGUAAAUAAAUAAAGUGCUGGGUUUGUGCCAAAUAUCUCUUCAGUUUGAAAGGUGUGUGACACAGGCCACAAGGAUUUGGAUAAAUGGUAAAUAAUGAAUAUCAGAAGUUUAGAGGUAAAGAUAUUCUAUCUCAAAAUGCCCUUUCUUGCUUUUGUUUUCAUGCAAAUGUUUUCAGCUGUCUGGCAAGUGCUUGCCUAAACUUCAAAUACUGGCUAGACAUAGGCAUGUUUUGGUAAUGUGGCUCAUCAGUCGUGGCUACAGCAAUAUUCAAAGGGUCCAACUAUAUAGCUUCAUAGAAAUGCUAAUGUUUCAGUUUGAAAGCUGCGAUUUUAAUUUUAUUUUAUUUUUUCCUGAAAGGGACACUUGCCCGAGAUUUACAUGCUUUCAAUGUAGAUUGUACUGAGUGCCUUCUGCUGUUAGACUACAAUUCCCAUGAUUCUGUUUAACUAGGGGUAGCGUUUUAAUAAAUAGUUAAUUGUUUAAACAAGUUUUUGAUUUUUAAAUUAUUACAUUUGUUUUUUUAUUAUCUUUUAUGACAUUGUAGCACUAAUCUACAGGUAGACAUAGAUGUAGAUAUGUAUGUUGCCUGUCUUUUCUUUUUGACAGUUUUAUCCAAUGUUGGUAAGUACUCCUCACUAUAACCAGAUAUUAUUUCCAAAAAGGAUAGCACUCUAAAUAACUAAAAAACAAAAUAAACUUUUAUAAAAUUUCAGCGUUUAUGAUUUGCUUGAAAUCUCUCAUUAGGAAGUCUAAAACGUUGAACAUUUAAUAAAAGUUUAGUUGUAUUCUUUAAAAGGAAACCUAGUGUGCUAUCUAUUUUUUGCAAUUUUGUAUCCUAUGCCUGAUCAGGUACUAAUAUUUUUUUGAGCUAGCCUCGAACCGCAGAUCUAACAAAAAAGCAACACUCACACUUCACCACAAUUUCUAUAUACACUGGACAGCGGAGAAAUUACAACGGUAAGUGGUUUUGCUUGAUGCGGAACAGGUGUGCGGUUUGAAUUUGAUACUCUACCAAAGAACUACAACUCUUGUUGAAAAGCAUACCAUCUAUUCACUGAGUAAUAUUCACAUUGAAAGUGUAAUUGUGUUAAUCUUUGUCUUUAUUUCCAUUUUGUAACCUCUGAUUGCUCAGAGGCUCAGAAGGUUAUUCUGGAAUUUUCAGAUAAAGCCAAAACUGCUCUGUGAAAUACCUUUUUACAUGCCUUUGCUGUUUUAUUCUUAAGGCGCAGUACGCAAAGUUGGAAAUGAUGUUUUAUGAGCAUCUGUCUACUGAACUAUGUCCAAAUUUAUUUUCUGUGACACAGAUGGCUUCCUAAUUGUGUGUUUUUUGUUUUUUUCUUUUUCCUCUACGUUGUGUGAUUACCAUUCAUGAGGCUUACUGGUGAUCAUUUAAAUUGGCACAUUAUAGGUUUUUAAAAUGUAGUAAUACUUUAAAUCUCUCUAUUUAUGUGUUUAUAUAUAGUCAUAUAGAUUAGUAUGGUUAUAGAGUAGCCGUAUCAGUAUUGUGAUACCUGUGCAGAUUAAUAGGAUAGUGUAUGUCAUGUUUUUAUUCUAUCUCCGUAGUAUGGGGGGGGAAAUAAUAAAUGGAAAGAAAAAUGGGAUAAACGGAAACUGUUUACUACUGUAUGUAUUUAAGGAAAAAUACACACACAAAAAAAACAAUCCAAGAUCUACAAAAAAAAAAAAAAAAUAGUCCAACAUUACAAAAGAAAACCUUUGUUACUCUAGAGGUUUUUUUUUUUUUUUUUAAGUCUAUUUAGAUUACUACUACUCUAAAUUAAAAGGCUACUUACCUUAAAUCCAGAUUUCCUCACUGUAGCUGCCCUGACUGGCAGGUCUUCAGUACUGAUGGUCUCCUGAGAGAGGAGCUUACAAUCCAGUGCUUUGUAUCCUAGAACAAGCAUUUCUAGGAUAUAGCACAAUUUUAUAGUAUAAUAGAGAUAACCGGAUAGGAACGUGUCAGGUCUAUCUAGCUAAUAAUCUGGAUACAGGCUAGGUGCAAACAUAUGCGUGAGUUGUAUAGCCAGGAGACAUGCUAGGCUAAGUAAUGUAUGGGUAAACAUGCUGAAUCACAAAUAUGCAAAUACUGCUUGCUAUAGAGACAUAACAAAUGCUACAUGAAAUUGAGCAUGCUUUUAAGAGCAACUGGCGUAAGAGGUAGCCUCUGGAACCAUACUAACACUAGCACCCUGCAUUACAAAAGGUAAGGCAUGAGAGGGCAAGUAGGUAGUAUAGUUGAAUCUAGGAAUCAUUCUUGAGAGUGUAGAAUAAGAAUAUAGUAGUGGGAAUUUCAAUCUGAGAUUUGUUUUUAUUAUGCAUUUUCUUAGUUUUUAUUUGGUUGUUUUUUUUUUUUCUCCUUCAUCUGUAGAGUUGCAAACAUGCAGUGUGCUAGUUUACAUAUCAUGCCCAGAAGGGCAUAUAAUAAUUGGGAAAAAAAACUAGUGAUUUUUUUUAUUUUAUUAAAUAAAAAGUUAGUUUUCCUGUUAAGUAAUCAAGGUUUCUAAAAAAGGAACCUGUAGUCAUUUAGUUUAAAAAAAAAUAUAUAUAUUUUUUUUUUUUGUCAAGUCAAAUAUUCACACAACAAAUCCUUCCUUUGAAUAAGUGGCUCUAGUUUUCUUAAACUUAAAUCCUAAAUCUAAGUAUGUGACCGUCCAUUUGUACAGAUUAGUUCUAUUGUGUUGGAUACCUGCAGAUUUAUGUAGCAGCAUCUUUCUGUUUUAAGGGCAGCUAUAAUCCACGGUUCCUCUCCUUGUAUUAGUUAUUGUACUUAAUACUGGCAGAGAGAGUCUGUCUUCUGUGGUAGGAAUUUUACUACAAAUAAAAAGGUGUAGAAUUGUGCCGUGCACAAAUGUUUGUCAGCAUUUACAACACAUUCAGGAAAUGUUGGAUACCUGUAUGUGAUCACAAGUCACUCUUUGUAAAGCCUGCAUACAGCUUUUUGGCUUUCGUAGACCAAGUUCCAAAAUGUGUGCUCCUGGCCGAACAUUUCCAUAAACAGGAAACUAAUUUUAGAUUCCUUGUAUUUACUAACUUGGUUAAUAUCACAUGUAGACUUGGUUUUGAUAUUUCUAUAAUUCAUCUUCAUACUGUUUUUUGUUUUGCUAUGAAGACUUAAUAUAAAAGCAUUAACUUACCAAGCUGUUGGAUAAUGAAUGUUUAUAAAGAAUAGAUAUCCAAGACAGAAGUGUAGGUCUAUGGGCAUAUCUUACAGCCACAAAAAAAACCCCACCUUAUUUAGUUUCUCAGGAACAGAGUAGAAGAUCCAUGUGUUCUUUUAUGUUGUCAUAUUAUAAACAGACUAAAUGUUUGUUUGUUUUUUAUAUAUCUUUGUAAUUUGACUUAAUCAUUUAAUGGUCUAUUGCAAAAAUUCACAAGUUUAUCAUUUUGAAUGUCUGUAAAAAAACAUUUGACUGAUAUCAGUCUAGCAAACUUUCAGGAACUCGGCCACAACAAAAUCACAACCACGCAAAAUAUAUGAAUGUAGCGCUUAUUGAAAAAGAAGAAAUAGUAAAUCACCUUUUAAAUGGUUUUAAAUGAAGAUAAUUUGAGUGUCUCAAUGUAAUAUCUGUAAAAGACAAUCUGACAUAGUGCAGAUCACACAAUAAAUUUAGUAAAAACGAACUGCUAAUGUUUAAACUCAGACGUGGAGCUAUGGGCCCAGCUCCAGGUUAAUGCGUCUUUGGAUCCAUUUAGGCGAUCCACCCCUAUUAUUGAUGUCCUUUCCUUUUACUCUAAAAAACACAACAGGGGGUACCACCAAUUGCGCAGUAUCGUUUGGAUAUAUAAAUAUGAGAAUAUAAAAUUUCAAGAGUCAAUACUCACAAUGUUGGAGUCAUAAGAAUAUGACUCAAUAAACCCGCAUUGUGCAGAUCAAGGACUGCACUCCUUCUUUGUUGAGAAGUAAAAGCUGGAACCAAUUUGUGUAAAAAAUAAAAAUAACAAUUUUAUUAAAUAUACAUACAAAAUUUAAAUGCCUAAAUCAGCUUAAAAGACCGGAACGCGUUUCGCCAAUUUUAAUUGGCUUCCUCAGCCGGAUAAAAAAAGAUGAAUCCACGUUGUGCAUGUUUCUAAAAUUAGAAAGUUUGGAAAACUAAUGGACAACCCCAGAGUGUCAGCCAAAGAUCUCCAGAAGCUAAUCUCAAAAUCAUUCAAAAUUAAGACCAGAAUAUCACUAAUAUAAGACCUGGUUUUAGGGACAUUGGUUAUAUCUAAGAAUUAUAGUAAACUCAGGGUCGUGGAAUCCUUGCUGUUCAUGUUGGAGGACACAGAAGAGUUUAAAGGGUACUUUAUGUGCAGCCAACCAUACACGUACAAUAAAAGUUAAAAAUUCAGAUGUAAACUACACUAAAAUGUUGAAUAAUUCUAUUAAUAUAGUAAGCAAAAUGUUUUGGUAACCUACUUUGUGUAAGAAUUGAUGUUAUGAGUGCUUUAUUGUAUUGAACAUAUAUAUAUAUGAUUCUCUAUUGUGCUUACACCUUUUACCUUUGUUAAACUACUUCCAAAUAUAACGUUAUGAUUAAUAUUACAUAGCUCGUACUGCGUUACCAUCAAUUUAUUGCUAUUUUGCACAACUCUCCGGCGCAAUCAUAUUUUAUUGUAUUCAUUACAGUUACUUAAAAAAACCAAAUGGGAAAUGCCUCUCUGCACUUUUAGCUACAGUUUAUUGUGCUGCAGCUGUGGAAUAAAAAUCUGCUUACUGAAUAUUUAAUUUUUAUUUUUAAACAGAAAGAACUUUGCAACAUGAUCCUUGAUUGCUGUGCUCAGCAGAGAACAUAUGAGAAGUUCUUCGGCUUGCUUGCAGGGGUAAGAUUAUGCUCCAUUUUAAAUUUUAACCCAUGAAGUCUUUCGUUUGUGGUUUGUUAUUUAGAGGUUUUCUUUCACUCGCUAUACUUUCGUGUUACAUAUCAAUGAAUUUAUUCUUAGAAUUUGAAGAUUACAGCCAAGGACCCACUAUUUUCCUCUGAAAUAAUAUACUAAUGUACAUGUUUUGGGAUAUAUAUAGGUGUGUGUAAUGUAGAAUGGAUUUCUUGAUGAUCUUGCUGUCCUCAGCCAAUCCAAUUAUUUCUUAUAGGAAAGCAUUGGGAGGAUAUUGCGCAUGCUCAGUAAAACUCUACGCUGUGCUAAUCAACAUCUCCCCAUAGAGAUGCAUUAAAUCCGUGCGUCUCCAUGUAUAGCAUGGAGAUGUUGAAUGCCAGUGCUGCACAUUUGAGGUGUCACUAGACAGUAAUGUAAACAGACAUUUCUCAGAAAAGGCGGUGUUUACAUUAAAAAGCCUGGAAGGACACACCAGAACAACUACAUUAAGCUGAGAUUGUUGUGGUGAUUAUAGUGCCCCUUCAAAAGACAAACUUUUCUUCUCUUCCUCAGGUGUGUGUGUGUCUUUCCGUCUCUCUGUGCUAUUUUUAUGCUAAUAAGGUUUUUGUCAAUUUAAUUUAUUCUGUGUAUGUUUUUGCAGCGCUUCUGUUUGUUAAAGAAAGACUACAUGGAAUCUUUUGAAGCCAUUUUCAAGGAACAGUAUGACACCAUCCACCGACUGGAAACCAACAAAUUGAGAAACGUUGCAAAAAUGUUUGCCCAUCUCCUCUACACAGAUUCAAUUCCAUGGAGUGUGAGUAUCUUCUGGGAGAUGUUAUAAGAGUGUAUAGUUGACUUUUAGUAAUUAAAGUCCACCAAAACACAUAAUGUUAAAACUGCAUUAUAUUUGGCGAUUCUUAUGCACAUACACAGAAUUAAAUCGUUAAUCAAUGCAACAAAUGUUGUGGGCUUCUUGAAGGGAUAUUUAUGUCACCCAGACCAAUUCAACUCAUUGAAGUGACCUCGGUGCAGUGUCCCUCUCCUUUUAACACUGCAAUGUAAAACAUAUGUCACUAUGUAAAACAUAUACCACUAGAUGGGUUUCCACUGCACUGAUUCGGUAAAACUAGUCAUGUGACGUCACAUAGGAAAACAUUGAAUACAAUGCUUUCUUAUGAGGAAGCUUGUAUGCACACAUGGUGCUUGCUGUGUAAGCGCAUCAGAUCCCUAAUGCUGCUCUCUGACUGUGCCUCCUCAAUGACGCAGCAGCAGGUGAGAAGCACCUACAGAGUCUUGUCGAUGAAGAACAGUAAUUAAAUCCUUUAUAUUGUUAACUUUAUAGGGGGGAGACCUAUAUCUAACUAGGGACCGGGGCAUUAUAGUGUUAAGAAUGCAGGUUUGUAUUCCUACUACUAUAGAGUUCCUUUAAAGGCAAUACAUUCUAUGCAAUGGGUUGUUAGGUAGUUCAUCUCAUGAAAACACUUUCUUAGGAAUACUUGAAUAUAACUACUCAGCCAGCUAAUUGCAACAAUUGGGUUAUGUCAGGGUAUGAAGGGGUGCUGACCUAUGACAGCAAAUCCCUUCAAGAAUAGGAACCCAAUAUGCAGAGAAAAUAAUGGACAACCACAAGAAAUGAAUGCAGACAGGAAUUUUAUUAUAAGAAGUAUACAAAUAUAAUAUAAGGUAACCAAAGAACAAAAUACAGUAGUAAUACAGUGACAAUAUAAAUCAUACAGUAGACCCAGGACUAGCACAGGAGGUGUGGGCUGUGUUUCAGGGUACAGUCCUUCUGGGUUAAAUAGAGUACGCUGGGCAGGACCAGGUAUGUUGCAUAGGAAAUAGACAGGAUGCAAGGCCAGGGCCACAAGAUACAGAGCCACUGGAUGCAAGGCUAGAUCCACAGGGUACAGAGCCACAAGGUGCAAUGUCUAUACUGCAACAGGAAAAAUUAAACAAUGAUCUGGCCAAGAAGGAAGGGUGAGGCCAGACUAUAAAGGGGCCUAACAGGGGCCAGCUGAAGGUGCUAAUGUUUCUAGAUGUAGAAAAUAGCAUCAAACAGGGUGAGUGGUGAUCAAUGGUACUGCACAAGGGGAUAUCACCUAUGGAGUGAACCGGGACAGGUUACUUCAGAGUGCUUGCUGAGCAGCUUUAUCAAUCUUUAGAUGAACGAAGCUGCUCAUGUUUGCUUUACAAGUUUAUUGAUGCUGCUUAUCAAAUACCCUUAAUUCAUUGAUCUUCAGCAAGUGUGACCACCUCUAUAAAAGCCAAAGUUUUAUAAGUUUGCUGGCCUACAGCAUUUAGGUGUGUUAACACAAUGCCAAGGAGGAAGUACAUCAAUAAUCAUCUUAGAGAAGCUAAUAAACAGAAUUCAAAGAGAAUGUAUUUUCUUUUUUUCCAAUGUCUGUGUAUGUAUAUAAGGUAUACAGGCAAGUGCAAAUUUAGCCCCGGUGAGUAGAAUAUGGCUUGCAUAUUACAUAUUUAACAUGUGCAUUUAGUUUGUUUGUUACAUGGGUCAUAUAUUACAGUUUUUAAUUAUCUUUACUGCCAAUUAAGAAUUAUCACUAAUUUCUCCUGUAUGCAGGUAUUAGAAUGUAUAAAUUUAAGUGAAGAAACUACAACCUCUUCUAGUAGAAUAUUUGUAAAAAUAUUCUUCCAGGAACUAUGUGAAUAUAUGGGACUUCCGAAGCUAAAUGCAAGACUUAAGGAUUUGUAAGUAUUUAAAGAGCAUUGAACUGUAACUAUUUUACCUUCUAGGGCGGAAUGUACAUUGGUAGAUACUAAAUAAAAAUGUAAUAUUUAGUAUUAGGAAUCGUGUGCAAAAUUGAGUUUUAUGUUAUUGCUUUAACAUUAUAACUUUCAUAACUCCUCGUGUCAUUUUUUUUUAUUUGAUUUUUAAAUUCACAUCACCACACCUUACCCAUUUCUGCAUUGAUUACAUUCCAUACGAAUACAGCGUAUUGCUGUUUCACUGAGUAACACCUACACUCCAUCUUCAUGUUUAAAUGGGAAGGUUCCUCUAUACUUUUUAAUAGUGCUAGGCUCCAGCACAGCCUUUGCUCAGCAGUUAUCAUGCAUGGGUCAUUUUCCUGACUAUUUUAUGUAAUCCUGUUAAUAUUGCAGAUAGUACUGUGUAAUUUUUCCCAAAUUAAUGUGUUAACAUUUUUUUAGAUUGUGUAGAAAUAUGUUUAUUGCAGAGGAAAACCGGCAUCUUAGACAUAUUAUAUUCAUUGUUUAAAAAUUUAGGAUGCACAAAAACACGUGGAAUAAUAUUUGUUUGGUUGUACAAAUCUCAACAUAAGUAAAAAUACUGAUGAAAAUAUUCUGCAACUCAACUAUAUUACUAAGUUGGCAUUUUGUUUAGUUUUUUUUCCUUGGUUUUCUUCAGUUUUGCUUUUCUCAUAUCAGAGCAAAAUAUUAAUUGGUGAAUAAGCUCAACAAUAACGAUACAACGCGAAAAUAGAGUUAACUGACUAAGGAAUUCUUCCGCCUUUUCAAUUUAUAAAAGUGCCGAUUUCAAUACAAAAAUUGCCACAUUUAUGUAUCACCUCCUUAGCUGUCCCGCCUCCUUUAGCUCUACUAAAUUUAGAUGAGGCAGGUGUUUAGCUAGACAGUGCCUGCCUUCAAUUCUGAUUUGACAGUCUGCCUCCACUGAAAGUCUCUGCAGGGUAAAAAUGGGAGGGUUUGCAGAAGCUGCAGAUACUAGAUCUGCUUAUAUGUCAAGCUAAUGUUUCAUGUAUCCACAAAGAAAACAUGCAAAAAGUAAAUACAUUGUUUUCUUUCCGGCGUAAUCUGCUAAAUGGUUAAAAUAUUAUUUUGAUUUCAACAGAAUAUUCUUUUAAUUAAGAUCAAAUUAUGAACACAAGCUCCUACUUAAAAUACUAGUUUUAGCAGUGUAGUAUUAAUGGCAGUUCUGUAAUAUAGGCUUUAAUAAUGAUUAUUCUUGCAAUUAUGUAUUUUAGGACUCUCCAGCCUUUCUUCCAAGGAUUACUGCCAAUGGACAACCCAAAAAACACCCGCUUUGCUAUCAACUUUUUCACAUCAAUUGGCCUUGGAGGAUUAACGUAAGUUUGGAAUAAAACAUUUUUUAAAUUUUUUUUUUAAAAUCUGCUUGAAUUGUGUUAUUCAUCUUAGUAAAAUGACAUGUUCUCUACUAUUUAAUGCAGCGAUGAGCUACGUGAACAUCUGAAGAAUGCACCCAAGAUAAUAAUGACUCAAAAGCAGAAUGUAGACUCUUCGGAUUCCUCAUCCCACGGUUCUGCAUCCGAUUCAGACUCCUCCUCUUCUUCUUCUUCUUCUGACUCAGACAGUAGCUCUAGCUCCGCGAGUUCCAGCAGUUCAUCCAGUGGGGGUGACUCAGGUAUUUUAUCUAUAUGUGUGUCCAUGACGUACUUGGAAAUAAAUGUCAAGUUAAAUAUACCUUCCCUUGUUAAUUUAUGUGUGUGUGUGUAUAAUGUUUUAAUAUAUGCACUAUCGUACCCUUGUCCAAACUCUCUUAGCAUAGUAAAAUAUUAAUAAUAAUAAUAAUAGUAAAUGGUUGCAUACAAAAGGGGCUCUGGCUUGUCUUUAUAGUUGUUAAUAGCAAAAGAAGAUGCCUAACCUCUCGUGAUUUUGUUAACUUGCAUAUGGUGUUACCAUGGCUUCUAUUGUUUUCACCUCAAAGGCCACUUACCCAAUUUCAGUAAUUGUACAGGGCUUCUUAAAGAACAACUGUCACCUUAAAACUAUUUUUUAUUAUAAUUAUAGAAUCAUCAAGUCUUGAAAGGAAAUAUUUUUUUUUAAAUGAAGUAUAUGUAAAAAAAAAAAAAAAAAAAACCUCCUCCCUAUCUUUAGUAUAUGACAGGAUCCUUCAGCCAUAUACAUGCACCUUUGGACAGACAGUGUUUGAAAACAGUCUACAUGGAGUGAAGCAAGGUGGGACCACAGAGAUUGUAUUUUUUUUUUUUUUCCACUCAUUGUCUGACCCAAGGUGCAUGUAUAUGGUUGAAAUAUCCUGUCAUAUACUAAAAGUUAGGAUUAGUUUUUCUGACUCUUUUGCAUAUGCUUCAUGUAAAAACAAACGUAUAUCCUUUUUAAAACUUCAUGAAAUGAUUAUUAUGCUAAGAAAUAGUUUUAAAGGGACAAUUGUGCUAUAAGUCACUUUUGGGGUGAUGAGCUUCCUUAUAAUCACCAGACAUGUGAUUUUCAAAUUCUAAAGACCCCCAAACCCCUCCAUAAAAUUCUGAUCUAGUGGAUGUUGCAGAUGAGAGCCCUAUUUUAAAAUUGCAAAGUCCUUAAAAAUCACUAGUCAAGAUAUUACAUUUGUCAUAAUCUUAUUUACUAGGGAAGUAUCUUCUUCUUAGAAUUUAAGAGCAAAGAUUAUUGCAGAAAUGCUGUCGUAUGAAUUUUUGAUCAGUGAAUGCUAAAAAUUGCUUUUUAUUUUACUUCUCCUUUCUGCAUUCCUAUAUUGGCAUUAAGAGCGUUGGUAAUUUUAGAGAAGUGCUUUCACAGCCUUAUUCAAAUAUCCAACGUGCCUUUUACUCAGAUUGUUUAGAGAGCAGAUGAUAAAACAGCAUGAACUUCUGUAUUUAGGGGAUCUGGCUGAUUUGAGAUUAAUUUGAUUUAUAACGUUACUGCAGUGGUAGACAUAUUGAGACUUCUUAAUGGUAAUAUACUGCAGUGGUUGAAGGUCUCACAUAAUGUCUGCAUUUUGAAAAUUAUUUUGUUGCAGCCCUGCUACGUACAACUGCAGAAUUAUUUUUCCAGGAGGGGAUAUGUUCACUGCAUAAAUUUACUGUGAACCUGAGUGGAAUUGUGCAGUAUGUAGCUAUAUUCUGCAUUGUGUAGGGAUAUUUUUUUUGUAUGUUUUAAAUAUCAUUAAGAUUAAGGAUAAAGAUGUUAAUAUAUAACCUAUAUUUUUGGUAUCCAUUAACAUAACUAUACCUUAUUGUACUUAUUUAUGUAAUCUUUUUGGGUAUAAAAAAAAAUCCUUGCUUUAUUUUAAAUUUCUAGUAAAGACAUUCAUUCAGAUGACAAAACGUUUUAUAUGGCAGGAAAUAGUUAAAAGUUCUGGGCCACAGCUACAUAAUUUAUCAACUCAUAGGGCAACAGGCUUUGAUACCCCGCUAUGUCGACUUAGCCUUUUAUGUGUUUGAUGUUAAUCAAGUUAACCUUUUCAAGUUUGGUAAUACAAACUGCUCUUGAGACGCCCACAGACACGAUAACCACUAUAGCUUAUUACAGUGUUGUUGUUUUUUUUAUAUAGCAAGUUGUACCUACUGUGUUGAUUUUUAAUUCCUCAAAGGAACGUUUUCAUGUUAGGAAUACAGCUUUGUAUACCUAACACUAUAGUGUCCCUCUCAUCCUAAUCACUAUUCCAGUGGUGAAGUCCCGUGGUGCUGGCUAUGUCUCCUUAGACGUCAUAGUGAGGGGGAACAUAAUGCGCAUUCGCGGCAAGCAUUAGGCAUUCCCCAUAGGAAAGCAUUGAGUAAGUGCUUUGCCCAUGGAGUUUUGUUGGACGUCCAGCAUAAGUUCACUGAGUUUAACUCCGUGAAACGGCAGGAAGUACCUCUAAUGGCUGUCUAGUAGACAGCCGCCAGAGGCAACCUUAGCUCUGCAAUAUAAACAUUGCAGUUUCUCUGAAACUACAAUGUUUUACAUUGUAGGGCUAAGGGGAUAGGGACACUGCAACAAGACUACUUCAAUGAGAUUAAGUGGCGUAGGUGCGUAUAGUGUCCCUUUAACUUUUUUUUUUCUGCUUAAUCUCCCUCUUCCCACUUAUAGCAUAUGAGGAAGCAAUGUUUUUUUCCAAUUCAACGAUUAAAUUGUUUGUAAAGGAAAAGCAUCAAUUGCAAGAAGUGUGCAACCUUUUCACUUGCAAGAAGUGUGAUGUGUGUAUGGCAAGACAUUGCUCCCAGCACAGCACAGCACAGAUUCUACAAAGUGAAGAUGGCUGACUUUGAAAGCAAUGUGUGAACACACCCGAAAAGAUCUAGGACGGAAUCCAUGCUUUCCCUUAUAAUGUCAGUGUGAAGUGGGUGGAGUCAUGGCACCUUUGAUUUUUUUUUAUUAUUUUUUUAUCAAAACAAACAUCUUCAAAUGUAAAUGUUUAAAAAGCAGUAUCUUAAUCUCAUUAACCCCUUAAGGACCAAACUUCUGGAAUAAAAGGGAAUCAUGACAUGUCACACAUAUAAUGUGUCCUUAAGGGGUUAAGCUGUAUUAGGCAUGGUUCUUGUGUGUCUGUUGUUUUCAUUAUUAAAAAAAUACGUUUUUUUUUUUUUUUUAAUUUAGAUUCCCCUAAGAGAAAAAAGACUUCACAGAAGAAGAAAAGUAAGCAUUCCCAAAAGGAACCUCCAAAAAAACAAUCCAAUGAAGGUAGACGCAAAGAAUCAACCGACAGAAAACAUCACAAGGACAGGGAUGAGGACAGAUCAAAAAAGCAUGAAAGCCGCUCAAAACACUCCCUGCACUCCAGGAGCUCCCACAGAUCAUCUCUUAUGUCCCACUGAUACUCAGUAUUUUAAAAUUGAUAUUUUGUGUACCAUUAGGGGGUUUCUAAAAGUAACAGGACUAUUUUCAACUUAUUUUUAUAUAAUACUUCCCUUGACAAAAUAACUGCUUUGUACAUAACGAACAAGAUACUUUCAUGUGCUGGAACCAUUUGUUAGGACAUUAACUGUACGUUACUGUUAAAUACUGGCAUUUAUCUAUUGGAGAAACUAUAAUGCCAAAACCAAAGCUGUAUUUUAGCAGCUGUCAUUGAUACAUGAAAUUGUUCUUUCUAUGGUUUUGAAACUGUUACUUUUCAUAUGUCUAUAUUAAAACCUGCUCUUUUGUAACCAUUGUUUAUUGAUGUGGUUUGUAGUCUACUUGAAAUCCACGGAAUUUUAUAUCAGUGUUUCAAUUAGCGGCUUGCAAUUGCAUCUUGGUAAACCUGGCCCUCCA
Pelobates cultripes (western spadefoot toad) is the source of this 21119-nucleotide messenger RNA. The record is from the annotation of a GenBank genome assembly. NCBI's taxonomy places the organism in Eukaryota, Metazoa, Chordata, Amphibia, Anura, Pelobatidae.